GGAUCUGUUUGCAGAAAUGGGCCCAGAUGCCUCUGAGACCGAAAGCAUUCCACUGGACACCAGAGAGAGGCUGCUGGGUGACCAGACGAUGCCAGCAAGACCUCCUCAUCCAUCUGUGCAUGGUGGUGAAGGAGUAGCAACGGCUGUGGAAGCAGCUCAGGGUCCAGUGUGCUUUGAAGAUGUUGCUGUUCGUUUCACAUAUGAGGAGUGGGCAUUGCUGGAUCCUGACCAGACAGCUCUGUAUAAGGAAGUCAUGGAGGAGAAUUGUGGGAUUGUGGCCUCUCUCAGUGGUGAUAAAUUGAGAAGUAAUAACAAAGGAGACCAGGGCAAAAUGCACACAGUGGAGAAGCCAUAUAAAUAUUUGGAGUGUGGAGAGCGUUUCAGACAGAGAUUGCAUUCCACUUUCCAUCAAAUAAAUCCCAUUAGGAAGAAACCAUAUCAGUGUUCAGAAUGUGGAAAGAACUUCAAGUGGAAAGAUAGUCUCAUUUCCCAUCAAAGAAUUCACAGUGGGGAGAAACUAUAUCAGUGCUUGGAAUGCGGAAAGAACUUCAUUCGCACCUCCCAUCUCACUGCCCAUCAAAGAACUCACAGUGGGGAGAAACCCUACCAGUGCUUGCAAUGUGGAAAAAGUUUCAGCCAAAGGGCCAAUCUCUCUUGCCAUGAAAGAAUUCAUACAGGGGAGAAACCCUACCAGUGUUUGGAAUGUGGAAAGAGCUUCAAUCAGAGAGCCAAUCUCACUUCCCAUCAAAGAAUGCAUACUGGGGAGAAACCACAUCGGUGCCUGGAAUGUGGAAAGAGCUUCAUUAAGAGGGCCAAUCUCUAUUCCCAUCAAAGAACUCACAGCGAUCAGAAACCACAUCAGUGUUUUGAAUGUGGAAAGAGAUUCCGUAAAAACAUCCAUCUCAUGACCCAUCAGAGAAUUCACACAGGGGAGAAGCCAUAUCAGUGUUCAGAGUGUAGAAGGAGCUUCAGAAAGAGCUCCAAUCUCACGGCCCAUCAUAGAAUUCACACAGGGGAGAAACCGUAUCAAUGUGUGGAAUGUGGAAAGAGCUUCACCCGGAAGGAAAGUCUCACUUCCCAUCAAAGAACUCACAGCGGGGAGAAACCAUACCAGUGUUUGAAAUGUGGAAAGGGCUUCAGUAAAAGAGCACAUCUAAUUUCGCAUCAAAUAAUUCAUACAGGCAAGAAACCCUAUCAGUGCUUGGAAUGUAGGGAAAGCUUUAAUACAAACACAACCUUCCAUAAACAUCAGAGAAUUCACAAGGGGGAGAAGCCAUUUCAAUGCCAAGAGUGUGGAAAGAGCUUCAGUCGGAGCACCCAUCUUGCAGCCCAUCAAAUAAUUCAUACAGGGGAGAAACCCUAUCAGUGCUUGGAAUGUGGGCGGAGCUUCAAUCACAGGGCAAAUCUCACAGCCCAUCAAAGGAUUCACAGUGGUGAGAAACCUUAUCAUUGCUCAGAAUGUGGGCAGACUUUCACUGUGAACUCCCAUCUCACUUCCCACCAAAGAAUUCAUACUGGGGAGAAACCCUAUCAGUGCUCAGAAUGUGGGAAGAGCUUCACCCAGAACGCAAAUCUCACUUCCCACCAAAGAAUUCACAGUGGUGAGAAACCCUAUCAGUGCUCAGAAUGUGGAAAGAGUUUCUGCCAGAGAGUCAGUCUCACUUCGCACCAAAGAAUUCACACAGGGGAGAAACCAUAUCAGUGCUUAGAAUGUGGAAAGAGUUUCCGCCAGAGAGCCAUUCUCACUUCGCACCAAAGAAUUCAUACAGGGGAGAAACCCUAUACAUGCUUGGAAUGUGGGAAGAGCUUCAAUCAGAAGCAAAGUCUCACUUCCCAUCAAAGAAUUCACACAGGGGAGAAACCAUAUCAUUGCUUGGAAUGUGGAAAGAGUUUCCUCCAGAGAGCCUAUCUCACUUCCCACCAAAGAAUUCAUUCUGGGGAGAAACCAUAUAAGUGCUUGGAAUGUGGGAAGAGCUUUAAUCACAGUUUCAAUCUCGUGGCACACCAAAUAAUUCAUACUGGGGAGAAACCCUAUCAUUGCUCAGAAUGUCGGAAGAGCUUCAGUCAGAAGCAAAGUCUCACUUCUCACCAAAGAAUUCACAGUGGUGAGAAACCAUAUCAGUGCUCAAAUUGUGGAAAGAGUUUCUGCCACAGAGCUGAUCUCACUUCGCACCAAAGAAUUCACACAGGGGAGAAACCAUAUCAGUGCUUGGAAUGUGGAAAGAGCUUCACUGUGAGCUCCACUCUCACUUCCCAUCAAAGAAUUCACACAGGGGAUAAGCCCUAUGAGUGCUUGGAAUGUGGGAAGAAUUUCCGCAAGAAAGCCAAUCUCACUUCCCACCAAAGAAUUCACACAGGGGAGAAACCCUAUCAGUGCUUGGAAUGUGGGAAGAGCUUCAAUCAGAAGCAAAGUCUCACUUCGCACCAAAGAAUUCACACAGGGGAGAAACCCUAUACAUGCUUGGAAUGUGGGAAGAGCUUCAAUCAGAAGCAAAGUCUCACUUCCCAUCAAAGAAUUCACACAGGGGAGAAACCCUAUCAGUGCUCAGAAUGUGGAAAGAGCUUCAAUAAGAGGACCAAGCUCAUAGUCCAUCAACGAAUUCACAGUGGUGAGAAACCCUAUCAAUGCUUGGAUUGUGGAAAGAGUUUCUGCCAGAAAGCCCAUCUCACUUCCCACCAAAUAAUUCACACAGGUGAGAAACCAUAUCAGUGCUUGGAAUGCGGAAAGAGCUUUGGUAAGAGGACCAAGCUCAUAGCCCAUCAAAGAAUUCAUACAGGGGAGAAUCAUAGAAUUUUAGACUUGCAGGAGACCCCUGGGUCAUCUAGUCCAAUCUUACAAGCCGGGAGCCCCUGUUUCCAAGCUUUUAUGCACCAUGUGCUGGGGCCACUCCUGUACAAGAAUUGCAUCUGUUUUUUGGAUGACAUUUUGAUCUUCUCAGAGGAUGAAGGGCAGCAUGAGGCGCAACAGGCAUUCAAGGGCCUCAGGGUUUUUGUGUCGGAGGAGCAGCUGGUCCAUGUGGAUCCAACCAAACCUAUGAAGGUGGAGACGGAUGUGUCGGGACAUAAAGACAGGCUGUUUGUGGACCACCUCUUCCACUUACAUGGCAUCCCCUCGUGGGCAGUUUACCUCGUGUUUCUGGCACAAGCUCAUGAGUUUGUUGCAAGUGGAGGUGAGCCUGUCCACGGCCAGACACCUGCAAACCAAUGGGCAGGCGGAAACGACUGGGUGGAGAGACUAGCUCUGGCGGAAUUUGCUUACAACAUCACGGAGAACGUGUCCACAGGGAUGACUCCCUUUAUGGCCAAUUAUGGCCACCACCCCAGAGCGUUUCCAGGGCGGGAGGAGGAGGAGUUGAGUGUGCUGGCCGCAGAACUGUUUGCGGAAGAGAUGGCGGCCAUACAGCAACAGCCCCGGGAGAACCUGGAGAGGGCCAAGGAGGCAUACAAGAGGGCAGCUGAUGAGCACAGGAGGGUGGGGGACAAGGUGUGGUUAUCCUCACAGGGGCUGCCGAUCAGGGGGAGAUGCAAGAAGCUGGAGCAUAGGAGGCUAGGUCCCUUUGAGGUGUUGCAACAGGUCAACCCAGUGGCAUUUAAGCUGAAGUUGCCUGACACUAUGAGAAUACAUCCAGUGUUUCAUAGGUCAUUGCUGGAGGGGCACCGCUUUCAGGGGAGGGAAAAGAAGGUGCCCACGCCACAGAGCGUAGAGGAGGGGGAGCUCUGCAAUGAGGUAACAGAGAUGCUAGAUUCCAGGUGGAACGGGCACAAGCUGGAAUACUUAGUAGCUUGGGAAGGCGCUCCAGCCUCGGACGGAGCGAGUGACUGA
Molecule: messenger RNA, 3823 nt
Organism: Lacerta agilis (Sand lizard)
Lineage: Eukaryota; Metazoa; Chordata; Lepidosauria; Squamata; Lacertidae
Product: zinc finger protein 585A-like
Exons: 9
Coding region: 17-3823 (1268 amino acids)
Biological process (GO): negative regulation of transcription by RNA polymerase II; regulation of cytokine production; regulation of immune system process
Molecular function (GO): nucleic acid binding
Source: RefSeq, a predicted model, not a curated record